Messenger RNA from Truncatella angustata, 885 nucleotides. RefSeq lists its product as uncharacterized. Gene Ontology annotation, biological process: pentose catabolic process. The transcript is spliced from 3 exons. Lineage: Eukaryota; Fungi; Ascomycota; Sordariomycetes; Amphisphaeriales; Sporocadaceae. Gene Ontology annotation, cellular component: cytosol. Gene Ontology annotation, molecular function: aldehyde-lyase activity. The coding region runs from base 249 to 692 and encodes 147 amino acids. The record is from RefSeq and is a predicted model, not a curated record.
UGACAAUUCAGACAGUGCGUCCCUUGUCAAAGUUAUACAUGCCAUGAAAAGCUUCAUAUAUAGCCUCGUGUUUCCAGGACUGUUAUCGGUACCUCCCGAAAAUAUCAGCUUCAAAGCAAUAGCCAGAAUGGACUGGUACUCAGACCCAAACGCUCAAAAUCUUAGCAAUUGGAGUGAUCAAGAUGUCAGUAAGCUCAGACGCAAGCUUAUAACAGCGAACCACACACUACAUUGUCAAGAUAUAGUGGAUGUGUAUGGUCAUAUUUCCAAUCCGCAAUCCAAAAAGUCCAGAAAUUUACAUCAUGUCUGGAUAUAUGGCACCCGCGCUCAUGAAAAGCUCUGAUGAUCUGAUCGAGUAUUGGGUAAAAGAUUCUAGCACUGUCGACCCAAACGCAAAAAAAGGGUACUCGGAGCGAUUCAUCCACGGUGAAAUAUUCAGAGUGUAUCCCGAGGUAAGCUGUGUGAUGCACAGCCAUGCGGAGGCGGUAUUACCUUACGCGGCUGCCGUGCAUGUGCCCAUGACACCCAUUUUCCACAUGGCCGGCUUUCUCGGCUCUCAAGUGCCUAUUUUUGACAUAGCAAAAGUGUACGAACCUGGCGACCAGCGGGACAUGCUCGUCCGCACUGCCCGCUUCGGCACAGCUCUUGCAAAGACUUUUUCUCAAAUCCGGACUCAACUUCUCCUUCUCUAGACCACAGUGUUGUCCUAAUGCGCCGCCAUGGGUACAUCACUCAUAGUAUAUAUAUCGAGACCGCUGUAUAUCGGGCAAUGUAUACCAAGAUCAAUGCGGGUGCGCAGACGAAUACUCUGUUAGUCAGAAAUGCCUUUGAUAAUUUAGACCAGAACGACCAACCGAGUAACGUAUCUGAACCGAUAUCAGAGGC